Molecule: messenger RNA, 1116 nt
Organism: Peromyscus californicus insignis
Lineage: Eukaryota; Metazoa; Chordata; Mammalia; Rodentia; Cricetidae
Gene: Cxcl10
Product: C-X-C motif chemokine ligand 10
Exons: 4
Coding region: 44-340 (98 amino acids)
Biological process (GO): antimicrobial humoral immune response mediated by antimicrobial peptide; inflammatory response; neutrophil chemotaxis
Cellular component (GO): extracellular region
Molecular function (GO): CXCR chemokine receptor binding; chemokine activity
Source: RefSeq, a predicted model, not a curated record
CACGACCUGAGCCAGCCAGCCAGAAGCCUCCACUCUCAGCACCAUGAACCCAAGCGCUGUCCUGGUUUUCUGCCUCAUCCUGCUGAGUCUGAGUGGGACUCAAGGAAUCCCUCUGUCGAGAACAGUACGCUGCUCCUGCAUCAAAAUUGAUGACCGACCAGUAAAACCGAGGGCCUUAGGAAAACUGGAAAUUAUUCCUGCAAGCCAAUCCUGUCCACGAAUCGAGAUCAUUGUCACAAUGAAGAAAACUGAAGAGAAGAGAUGUCUGAAUCCAGAAUCUGAGGCCGUCAAGAGUUUGUUGAAACUGAUUAGCAAAAACAGGUCUAAACGAGCCCCUUAACCAGACAGCAGCUGAUCACCGCAGGGCUGUGACCAACAGGCGGCGGCAGAGAGCCUCUCUCUCCAUCCCUUCCCUUUCCAUGGUGUAUGGCUAGCCUUAAUUGUCCCUGGUUCUCCUGAAAGGUGACCAACCAUGGUCACAUCUGCUGCUAUUCCUGGUGAUGUCAGGCCACUAUUCCUGAAGGACGAUGGACAGUUCAUCAUCCUGAGACAAUAGUAACUCCAGUGAUAAGAGUUCCCAGCUCCACUAAGAGCUGGUCCUGAGUUCUCAAACAGCUGCACUAGCUCUCCUGGCCCUGUACUGUAAGCUAUGCUGAGGUGCUACACCCCCAGCCUUGUGCCAAGUCCUGCCUGCUCCCCACACACUCCUCAUCUUCCUAUCUUAGGUGUAUUAGGAGAUCUCUUCAGUUCUGAGUUACCUGGGUUCAUUUAUUUCAAAUACAGUCAAAGUAAGACUACCACCUGCCUGCUUCUAAGAACAAACUUUACUUCACGGUGUACUGCCCCAUCUUCCCAAGGGAACUUCAUAACUCAGAAUACUUACAGGAAGCUAAAAACAUAUGGAAAUGUGUGUAUAAAUAUUAUUUAAUGAACAACUGUACAAAGUAGAAUUCCUAGAUGUAUGUUUUUUUGUACGACUUUUAUUGUAUACAGUAGAACUUGUGCAAUUAAGUAUGUAUCAGUGAACAAUUGAGAAGUUUAUAUAGACAAGUGCUUCUGAAUGUUACAUAACACAAAAGUGUUGGAUGGUUUUCAAAGUAAAAAUAAUGUACUGUA